UAACAAAAGUCCAGUUCAUAUGGAAGAAUUACCAGUCUUCAGCCUCGAUACGCUUGCAAAUGCAACAUCCCAAUUCCAUGAGGAUAACAAGCUUGGUCAGGGCGGUUUUGGUCCAGUUUACAAGGGGAAAUUGGAAGAUGGGAAAGAAAUAGCAGUCAAAAGGCUUUCAAAAGCCUCUCGGCAGGGGCUUGAGGAGUUCAUGAAUGAAGUGUUGGUGAUCUCUAAAGUCCAACACAGAAAUCUUGUUAGACUCUAUGGAUGUUGUAUCGAUAAAGAGGAGAAGAUGUUGAUUUAUGAAUACAUGCCAAUGAAAAGCUUGGAUGUGUUUCUCUUUGAUGAAGGACACCGAGGCAUUUUGGAUUGGAGGAAACAUUUCACUAUAAUCGAAGGGAUUGGUCGAGGACUCCUUUAUCUUCACAGAGAUUCAAGAUUGAAGAUAAUUCAUAGAGAUCUAAAGCCAAGUAACAUUUUGCUCGAUAAUAACUUCAAUCCAAAGAUUUCAGAUUUUGGCAUGGCUAGGAUUUUCGGAUCUGAUCAAGAUCAAGCAAACACAAGGAGAGUAGUUGGUACUUAUGGAUACAUGGCCCCCGAAUAUGCAAUGGAAGGAAGAUUCUCUGAGAAAUCUGAUGUUUUCAGCUUUGGAGUUCUAGUGUUAGAGAUCAUCAGUGGCCGAAAAAGUUCAAGUUCUUGGAUUGAGACAUCCUCUUUGAGCCUUUUGGGAUAUGCAUGGAUGUUAUGGAAAGAAGAAGAUUUAUCAACUUUUAUCGAUUCGUUCAUAUUGAAUCCGAGCACGGAAAUGGAGAUCAGAAAAUGUAUGCAGAUUGGUUUACUGUGUGUUCAAGAAUUUGCUGAAGACAGGCCAAGUAUUUCAUCUGUUCUUGUCAUGCUUACUAGUGAAACUACAAAUCUUCCUGCACCAUUACGGCCUGCUUUUACUGAAAGACAUGAGAGCAGAGAAACUAAGUGUACUUUGAACAAUAUCAGCAUCACAAACCUUACUGGUAGAUAA
Solanum verrucosum is the source of this 1009-nucleotide messenger RNA. RefSeq names its product G-type lectin S-receptor-like serine/threonine-protein kinase At1g11330. The transcript has 5 exons. The coding region runs from base 20 to 1009 and encodes 329 amino acids. Gene Ontology annotation, biological process: protein phosphorylation. Gene Ontology annotation, molecular function: protein kinase activity; ATP binding. NCBI's taxonomy places the organism in Eukaryota, Viridiplantae, Streptophyta, Magnoliopsida, Solanales, Solanaceae. The record is from RefSeq and is a predicted model, not a curated record.